Brassica oleracea var. oleracea is the source of this 1293-nucleotide messenger RNA. RefSeq names its product syntaxin-132. Gene Ontology annotation, biological process: vesicle fusion; exocytosis; intracellular protein transport. Gene Ontology annotation, molecular function: SNAP receptor activity; SNARE binding. Lineage: Eukaryota; Viridiplantae; Streptophyta; Magnoliopsida; Brassicales; Brassicaceae. Gene Ontology annotation, cellular component: plasma membrane; endomembrane system; SNARE complex. The transcript has 13 exons. Bases 226 to 1140 code for a protein of 304 amino acids. The record is from RefSeq and is a predicted model, not a curated record.
GUGUCUCAGAUUGAGCCAGAUCCGUUUCUCCUUCACUUUCCCCUCUCGAUUCUGCCUCACUAAACUUUCUCAAAAGAUCGACACUUUUCCGGCGUUUCCGGUUUAACAUCUUCGUCGCGCAGAGCCACGUCUUGUUCUCGCCUUAGCACAAUUCGAAGUCGUGUUCUCCUUCGUUCUUGUUGUAUAAAACCAAAACCAAACUCAAAGUCUCUUGGGCACCAUACGAUGAACGAUCUUCUAAAGGGCUCGUUUGAGCUUCCACGGGGUCAAUCUUCUAGAGAAGGAGAUGUGGAGCUAGGGGAACAAGGAGCAGCAGAUCAAGGAUUAGAUGAUUUCUUCAAAAAGGUUCAAGAUAUUGACAAACAAUAUGAAAAGCUCAAUAAGCUUCUAAAGAAACUUCAGGCUGCUCAUGAGGAGUCCAAGGCUGUGACCAAAGCUCCCGCCAUGAAGGCAAUAAAGAAGAAAAUGGAAAAAGACGUUGAUGAAGUGGGAAGUAUAGCUCGUUUCAUUAAGGGGAAGCUCGAGGAGCUGGACAGAGAGAACUUGGCAAAUAGACAAAAACCUGGGUGCGGGAAAGGAUCUGGUGUGGAUCGAUCAAGAACAGCGACCACACUUUCCUUGAAGAAGAAGCUAAAAGACAAGAUGGCCGAGUUUCAGGUUCUAAGAGAGAACAUACAACAAGAGUACCGCGAGGUUGUUGACAGGCGUAUUUUUACAGUAACUGGGCAGCGAGCCGACGAAGAUACAAUUGAUGAGUUGAUUGAAACUGGAAACAGCGAACAGAUCUUCCAGAAAGCGAUUCAGGAGCAAGGAAGAGGACAGGUGAUGGACACCUUGGCGGAAAUUCAAGAACGUCAUGAUGCUGUCAGAGACUUGGAAAAGAAACUUCUUGACUUACAACAAAUUUUCAUGGAUAUGGCAGUUUUGGUUGAUGCACAAGGAGAAAUGCUUGACAACAUUGAAUCUCAGGUGUCAAGUGCAGUAGAUCACGUGCAAUCGGGAAACACGGCUCUUCAAAGAGCAAAGAGCUUACAGAAGAACUCAAGAAAAUGGAUGUGUAUUGCAAUCAUCAUCCUUCUCAUUGUUGUUGCUGUGAUCGUUGUUGGUGUUCUCAAGCCUUGGAAAGACAAGAAGGCUUAAGAUGAAUACAAGAAUAUGUGUAAACAAACAAACAAAAAUCAUCCUUACGUGCGGCUUUUACUGAGCGAGUGUUUAUCAAAUGUGUGAAGAGUCUUUUUACCACAAAACGAAAUUCUAUAUUCUUUUAAUUGGAUGAACAAACCAAUUUCUCUA